Ziziphus jujuba (common jujube) is the source of this 2455-nucleotide messenger RNA. Its product is annotated as subtilisin-like protease SBT4.14. The record is from RefSeq and is a predicted model, not a curated record. The coding region runs from base 94 to 2358 and encodes 754 amino acids. Gene Ontology annotation, biological process: proteolysis. The transcript is spliced from 11 exons. Gene Ontology annotation, molecular function: serine-type endopeptidase activity. NCBI's taxonomy places the organism in Eukaryota, Viridiplantae, Streptophyta, Magnoliopsida, Rosales, Rhamnaceae.
CAUUACUAUUAAUACAGUAAGGAAAAGCUUAAUACAAAGCAUAAGGAAGUUGUCAUUUAUCACUUAUUUUUUUUCCCCUUGCCAAUUGACACCAUGAGGAGCAAGAAAGCUGCUUUCCUUAUGAUCCUUCCUCAUCCUCUUCCCAAUUGGCUUCUUCUUCUUCUACUCAGCAUCAUGAUGUGCCCUACUUGUAUAAAAGGAUCAUAUGAUCAACAAAAGAAUUUUUACAUUGUGUUCUUGGGAGAUAAUCCGGUGAAUGAAAACUCUGCGGCUCAGACUCACUUGAAUCUCCUCUCCUCCAUCAAAGGAAGCUAUGUUGAAGCUAAGGAGUCCAUGGUCCACAGCUACACAAAGAGCUUCAAUGCUUUUGCUGCAAAGCUUUCUUCUGAUGAAGCCAAUAAUUUAUCGGGAAUGGAGCAAGUGUUGUCUGUAAUUCCGAAUAAAUAUCACAAGCUUCAUACAACAAGAUCAUGGGAUUUCAUUGGUUUGCCUCUAACAGCUAGAAGAAAUUUGCAGACUGAAAGUAAUAUUGUUGUGGCUCUUUUUGAUACAGGAAUCACUCCAGACUCCGACAGUUUUAAGGAUGAUGGGUUUGGGCCUCCACCAGCAAAAUGGAAAGGAAGUUGUGGUCCCUUUGCUAAUUUCUCAGGAUGUAACAACAAGCUUAUCGGAGCAAAGUACUUCAAGCUAGAUGGGAUUCCAGAUCCAAAUGAUGUCUUAUCUCCUUUGGAUACGGACGGCCAUGGAACUCACACUUCAUCAACCCUUGCAGGAAACCUUGUCCCAAACGCCAGCCUCUUUGGCCUUGCCAAAGGGACUUCACGUGGGGCAGUGCCCUCUGCAAGGAUAGCCAUGUACAAAGUGUGUUGGGAAAGAAGUGGAUGCUCUGACAUGGACAUUCUCGCCGCUUACGACGCCGCCAUACACGACGGUGUUGAUGUGAUAUCCAUUUCAAUUGGUGGGGGAUCGUCAGAGUUUACGACCGACCCCAUUGCUGUGGGUGCAUUUCAUGCCUUGAAGAGGGGUAUCAUCACCUUGGCUUCCGCUGGGAAUGAUGGACCUAGUUUGGGGGGUGUUGCUAAUUAUGCACCUUGGUUGGUGACUGUGGCGGCUAGUGGCAUUGAUAGAGCUUUUAAGAGCACAGUCACGUUGGGCAGUGGACUAAAUAUCACGGGUGUUGGAGUAAACACGUUCGAUCCGAAACAAAAUUUGUACCCUCUUGUUAAUGGAGCUGAUAUACCCUCCAGCUCCGGGAGCAAAGAAACUGCUAGGUAUUGUGUUCAGGACUCAUUAGACCCUAAGAAGGUAAAAGGGAAGCUUGUUCUCUGCCAGCUUUCAACAUGGGGAAUUGAUUCAGUGGUUAAAAGAAUAGGAGGGGCUGGCAUAAUCGUUGAAUCUGAACAAUUUCUUGAUGCUGCUCAAAUUUUCAUGGCUCCAGGAACCAUAGUCAAUUCCACCAUUGCCGAUACCAUUGAUAAAUAUAUACAUUCCACCAGAUCAGCAUCAGCUGUGAUAUACAAGUCUCAUGAUGUACAAGCAAGAGCUCCAUUUGUUGCUUCGUUUUCAUCCCGGGGUCCAAACCCAGGAUCACAACGCCUACUUAAGCCUGACAUUGCAGCACCUGGAGUAAACAUAUUGGCAUCAUACACUCUUUUGAAGUCACUGACUGGGUUGGCAGGUGACACCCAAUUCUCUAAAUUUACACUCAUGUCUGGAACUUCCAUGUCUUGUCCACAUGUUGCUGGUAUUGCUGCCUACAUUAAAUCAUUCCACCCUAAUUGGUCUCCUGCUGCCAUUAGGUCUGCCAUCAUCACCACAGCAAAACCAAUGAGCCGGAGGGUGAACAGUGAAGGAGAGUUUGGCUACGGUGCUGGCCUAGUGAAUCCAAGAAAAGCAGUGAACCCUGGCUUGGUCUACGAAGCCAACGAGAUGUCGUACAUUCAAUUCCUAUGCCAUGAAGGUUAUGGAGGUUCUCUGGAUCCUCUGGUCGGUUCCAAAUCCGUAAACUGUUCCUCCAUUGUUCCGGGACUCGGUUACGACGCUCUCAACUAUCCCACAUUCCAGCUUAGCUUGAAAACCACCAGACAGACGACUGUUGCUGUUUUCCGACGAACCGUCACCAAUGUUGGAGCUGCUGUAUCCGUUUACAAGGCCACAGUUAGAGCUCCUACAGGAGUUGAAAUUACUGUUCAACCCUCGGUUCUGUCAUUCACUCGGAAAUUGCAGAAGAGGAGCUUCAAGGUGAUUGUGAAGGCAAAGCCCAUGCCGAGUUUGACGAUGGUUUCUGGCUCUUUGGUAUGGAUGGGUCUGCAACGUACUGUUAGGAGUCCUAUUGUUGUUUAUAUGCCUUCUGCAUAAUAAUAAUAAUAAUAAUAAUCAUAAUAAUAAUAAUAAUAAUAAUAAUAAUGUUAUAGUGUUGGAUAUUAGAAUUAUUAAUGCAUUAAAUUUAUAUAUA